UCAGAGAUUCUGGUGGAGAUUGGAGAUGGCAAAGCUAUCAUUUCUUUCCUGUUGUAGAGCCCUCUUACAAUCCAAUAUUUUGUAUAGUCCAACUCAGAGUUGGGUUACUAGGAAGUUCAUCUUAGUUUCUAAGUCAGUAAAAGUCGGAAAUCGACAAUUUGGAAUUUUUGGUUCAUUUACAACCGAAAUCUCGAGAAAGGAACAGACUACUCAACUGGGAAAAACGCCACAUAACCAAAACAGCUUGGAAGCAGUUCGUCAGUCUUGGCUAGAUUUCUUACAGACUGUUACAACUGGUCCUCAGGGUGUGGGAUAUCUUCUUGGCGCAUCAGUGAGAGUCAGCUACUUCACAGUGAUGUCACUCUUAGGUUUGAAGAUUGUCGACAAUAUGAACCAACUGCGAAAGUCGAAGAAAAGAGGCAUCUCCCUUGAGUUAUGGAGGUUAAUAGUUGGUAUGCUGGGGGAAUGUUUGACUGCUUGUCGUCAAGACUACAGUAACAUUCGUUAUGGAUAUUACAAGUUGCCACCCUUGCCAACUAGGAGAUGGAACGAUAUAUUACCUGCAACUCUCGACUAUUUGUUGGAUGUGAGGAUGGUCCAAGCAAGACGCCGUGAAAAUCGAUAUAGAGAAAUUCCUCCACUGAUAAAUAGUGACUUCCCGGAGUACUAUAAAAGAAACUUUCAUUUUCAAACGGAUGGUUAUCUUUCGGAAUAUUCUGCCAAACUGUAUGAAUUUCAAGUGGAGGUCUUAUUCAAUGGAGUGGCAGAUGUUAUGAGAAGACAAGCAUUGGUCCCUUUGUUUAACUAUGUACAUAGUCACUCCAUUAAGCACAUGAAGUUAUUACAUGUCGCUUGUGGAACCGGAGGUAUUCUUUCAGAUUUGGCCGAAAACUAUCCACAGCUAAGAAUUGUAAACUUGGAUCUCAGUCCCUAUUAUUUAAGAGAAGCCAGACGCAGACAUGAAACCUAUUCUAAUACUUACAUACGUUUCGUUUCUGGUAGAGCAGAAGAGCUCGUCUUUAGAGACAAUUCCUUCGAUGUCCUGCUAAACAUUUAUUUGUUUCAUGAACUUCCGCCAAACGUUCGAGAACAAGUAGCGAAGGAGUUUUUUAGGGUUCUUAAACCGGGAGGAAUGCUUAUAUUUGUUGAUUCCAUUCAAGAAGGCGAUCGCAGUGAUUUGAAUCGACUCUUACAAAUGUUCCCUCAAAUAUAUCAUGAGCCAUAUUAUCCCAGUUAUGUGAAGACUGAUUUGAAGACUCUGUUUGAGUCAGCUGGUUUUCGAUCUGCAAAUAUUUACAUUUCGUGGCUUACCAAAGUAUGUGUAUUUUACAAGCCUUAGAAAGUAACAAGUUGUCUCGAGCUAUAAAAUUUAUUUAGUAAUUUGGUUUCAUGCAUAGCAUUUAAACUCAUUCUUUUAAUGUAUCGUGUUUGAUGAAGCAAAACUUCGAAACUCUUCCGAGUUGUGAGUUGAGACUGGCAACCUUUCGUACUUGGAAUGCUGUCGGCACGAUAAGCCUUUCAACUAGUCAUUAACCUGCCGCAACGACAACUUUCCCUUUUGGUUCAGCGACUUUAUUAUAGUGGACAUUGCGCGAUGCUCUACAAUAUGGAAUUUGUUGCAAGAGUUUGCUGAAAACACUUUUCGACUUGAGAAAUUAUAUUGUAUGCGAGUCCCUACCCUAGGAUUCAGACUUUCUUUGGGUUCAUUAGCGCAUCUUGGUUACUUAAGACUUAGAAUCGGUUACAAGGUACAUGAAUCAAUAUUUGAUAGACUCUGUUGCAAAAAUACUUUAGUUGACCUCUGAGACUCAGUGAACAGGCUCGGUCAGAACGAUUACGUAUCUCUUUUUGGUUUCUGGUUACAUGACUGUAGAAUAACUCCACGGGAUAUGGCUCGAAAAGCUAUGAAGCACCAAUUUCAUGCAGAAUACAUUGGAGAUAUAUUUUGAGUAUUUUAUGCUAUUUGUCUUUCAAUUAUGAAUUCUGAAGAAGGGCUGACUGUUGACGACAAAAUACUGAAUAUAAUAGUACUGCUAGUU
Galdieria sulphuraria is the source of this 2039-nucleotide messenger RNA. Its product is annotated as S-adenosylmethionine-dependent methyltransferase. NCBI's taxonomy places the organism in Eukaryota, Rhodophyta, Bangiophyceae, Galdieriales, Galdieriaceae. The transcript is spliced from 3 exons. The record is from RefSeq and is a predicted model, not a curated record. Bases 26 to 1339 code for a protein of 437 amino acids.